AUGGAAGCCGUCAAGCGUUUCUUCACCUCUCCCCGGUUCGCUGUGGCCGGAGCCAGCAACGACGCCAACAAGUUUGGCUACAAGCUGCUUGCCUGGUAUCACCAGCAUUCGCUCCCCGUCACUCCCCUCAACCCCCGAUCUCCCCAGAUCAACCUUCCCUCGAAGGACUACGCUACGGUCGCCUCACCGUCCGCCUUGCCAUCACCCACGCAGACGUCGCUGUCGGUCGUGACGCCCCCCGCGGUGACUCUGUCGGUGCUGCAGGAAGCGCAUUCGGUUGGAAUCCCCGCCGUCUGGUUGCAGCCGGGAACAUUUGAUGAUGCGGUGCUGCAGUUUGCAAGGAAGCACUUUGAGGCCGUGAUUGCUGGAGAGGGAGGCCGAGGAGGGGAAGGAUGGUGUGUUUUGGUGGAUGGAGAAGCUGGAUUGGAUGCUGCUGGAGUGCAAUGGGGUGCUCAAAAGCUGUAA
Molecule: messenger RNA, 465 nt
Organism: Aspergillus chevalieri
Lineage: Eukaryota; Fungi; Ascomycota; Eurotiomycetes; Eurotiales; Aspergillaceae
Product: CoA-binding protein
Exons: 2
Coding region: 1-465 (154 amino acids)
Source: RefSeq, a predicted model, not a curated record